Molecule: messenger RNA, 7323 nt
Organism: Meleagris gallopavo (turkey)
Lineage: Eukaryota; Metazoa; Chordata; Aves; Galliformes; Phasianidae
Gene: GREM2
Product: gremlin 2, DAN family BMP antagonist
Biological process (GO): animal organ morphogenesis
Molecular function (GO): BMP binding; receptor ligand activity
Source: RefSeq, a predicted model, not a curated record
AGUGAAUAAAUCCUAUUUAUUCUGUUGAAUGGCUUCCCAUGCCUACAUAAAACUAUUUCAGAAAUUAUAAAACUACUAUAAUAUUUUUCCGCAUUAUGAACUUCAAGUUGCUACCUCUGUCAGCAUUACAGAAUUCCUGUGUAGGAUUUCUGCUCAAACCCAUCCUUGACAUGCAAAGAAAGUUGUCUUUUAACUUGCAUUUUGUGAUGGGAAAGUGUGAGCGUGGUAAGACAGAGUUUUGCUAAGAAAGGAGUAGGGGAAAGUGUGCAUCUCUCUUUUUGACAUGUCUCUGGAUUUAUACCUUUCUCUUCCAUGUCAGGGUAGGAUAAAUGAAACUGGAGAGGUAUAUCCCUUCUGAAAAGGACUGAACUCCUUCCCUGAAGGACAGUAGAGCUGGAGCAUUUACUUUGUGUCUCUGCAUAUAGAAAAGAAGUAGAAGAGAUUGUCUGAGGAAUGCUGACAUAAGGCAUCCUGGCAUGUCUUUUACUAGAAGAUGUAGGCUCAUAACUCCUGUUUUAUUCACUCCCUUUUCUAUCUAAAACACAAAACAGUGGGCAUACAUUUUUUUAUCUACUAUUGAAAAGCAGCCAUCAGUGUAGAAUAACAUGAGAACAGUUUGGGAGGAAGCAUGGAACACUGCAUUCAAGUGAAACUAAUUAUUCGAUUAGAGUUUGGCCUGGCUGUGGUGGUUGACAUCCAGGGCUGUUGGCGACAAUACCUGUGAUGAAAUCCAAGUCUAGUCUUGAUUCAUUUGAAGGAUCUGGACAAACCUUCUGGACUUGCGUGCUGAAUGCUAAGCAGUGCAAAAAUAGGCCACUGAUUUAAAGAACCCAUGGCUACCAUGGAUGUCAGUGGGCACUUGGCAUACUUACAGAUGAAUUUGCUUAUUUAGGUUUUAGGAACACUUGUUCCCAUUUCAAGCAUGCAGUCUGGUGAUAUUUGAUGUUUGCAUCAGAGCGUCUUCCACUCACAGCUCUGGGAUAAGCACUUUCCUUCAGCACUUCCAACUUCUCCCCUUAAAAUUUAGUCAAAGUCUGACCUUGAGAUCUUAUAAACUUAGAAAAUUAUCUAAAAGAUGUUCCACUUAAUCUGCUACUUUUCCUUCUUUUUAUCAAUCCAGAGCUUAAAUAUGUUAGCUCUGCCUUGUUGAUGUCUUGAAUCUUCACCAUAAACACAUUUUUGAUCUGUUGGUGUCUUUAUUUGGAAAAUGGUGUGUUUUUAUGUUAGAACUACCUAAUGCAAAAUCUCAAAUGUCUGCAGAGUUAGAUAUAUCUAUAUUUAUUGGUGUCACAGUAUUUGUUUUCUUGGCAUCAUUCUAAAGGGAAAAAAAAAGCACUACUUGGAAGGAUUUGAAACUAUACUGGGAAAGGAGGGAUGACUCUUUCAUCUACAUACUGUUCCAUAAAUACUGUCCUUUCAGAACAAAGGAUGAUUUGGAAAUUUGCCGUGUCCAUCCUUUUGAUCGCAGCACUGGCUAGAGUAGCAGACAGCAGGAAGAACCGCCCGGCGGGGGCGAUCCCGUCCCCCUACAAGGACAGCAGCAGCAACAACUCAGAGCGGAGGCAGCAGCUGAACAAGGAGGUGCUGGCCUCCAGCCAGGAGGCCCUCGUGGUCACCGAACGGAAGUACCUCAAGAGCGACUGGUGCAAGACGCAGCCCUUACGACAGACCGUCAGUGAGGAGGGCUGCAUAAGCCGCACCAUCAUCAACCGCUUCUGCUAUGGGCAGUGCAACUCCUUCUACAUACCACGGCAUGUGAAGAAGGAGGAGGAGUCCUUCCAGUCCUGUGCUUUCUGCAAGCCACACAAGGUGACCUCCUCGACUGUGCAGCUGGAGUGCCCUGAGCUGGACCCACCAUUCCGACUCAAGAAAAUUCAGAAGGUGAAGCAGUGUCGGUGCAUGUCUGUGAAUCUGAACAAUUCAGGCAAGAUGUAAGAACAGCUGUGGGGCUACUGCUUGCUUUGUCCUAUUGUCCCCAUCAGACUUCCCGCUGCAUCUCUUCUCCGUUGGGCAGACUGCCUAUUUUCUUGGUUUGUUUUUUCUUUUUUCUCUGUUUAUUUGUAUUUCAGGAGGCAUCUCUCCAGCAAGGAAAGACUCCUUGUCAUGUGCCUACUGGAAUAAAGCUAUUUAAUGGACUAUGUUAUGCACUUGACCAUCAGGUUCAUUUUAUGUCUGGUAUCAUCUGACAGUUGAAUCUUACGGGGUGGAGCAGGCUCCUGAAGUUGAGACUGUGCAUCUAAGCGACCAGUUGGCUGAAUGCAACGUUAAAUGUUUCCACUGUGUGGAGUAAAGCUGUCUGCCCUACACUCCAGCCCCCUCCACCAGAUGAGAUGCCUUCCCACUACGCUGUUCCGGAACUUGCUGCUGUCACCACGAUAUGCUGGGUUCUGUCCAAAUCUGGGUGAGGCAGACCAGGGAGAGCUACAAAGAGUAACAUACAAAAAGAGACUCUCUGAUGAGGCUCGGCUUCUUGAAACACCUCUUACUGUGCAAUGACAAACUGUUCCAAGCUUGUGGUCUGAACUGCAGAUAAGAGCUGAAAGAGAGAGGGCGAAAUGUCAGAUCAGCCACUGUGAUCACAUCAGCAGCCUGAAGGAGGAUUCUUAAGCUGUUGUGGCUGGAAUAUACCGAACAUGUGGUCUCUGCAGCAGUGUUUGUUUUGUAACUUAGCUAUAGUAAACAGCUGCUUAAAGUAUUAUAGACCUAGCCAUGUAUAUUUUUCUUGUGACAGAAUAUGUCGGAGAUUAAAAUGUGGUAAGAGACUUGGUUGCUAGGUCAGCUGCCUGGCUUAAAAUGGAUGCAUUUUAACUGGGCUUUUGGUACAUUAAUGUGUUAGAUCUGUGCCUGUUUCUUACUCCAAAAAGGACAACAUCCAUUUAUUACCUUACAUUUAUGCCUGCUCAGACUAGAGAAGGUGGAAGAUAAUUGGAAAGGAGCUGAGAAUACUAGUGGUGUUUCACUUAAGGUAUAAAAGCACUUGUCACACAAAGAACAAAAUUUGGUCAUUGCUGGACCGAAUGCAAAGGCUGCCUUAUUGUUCAGUGUCAUCAGGUGCUGGAAGUGACAUCUUUCCCAUGUUUGGAAAGUAGGAAAAAGUGUUGAUGUUAAAGGACAAACUCAUCAGUCAGUGCCGUGGGAAUAGGUCACAGUUGUAUGAGCAGGGAGAGAGAGUCAGUGCUAAUCACUGUGGCACUGGUGGUCCACUGAGUGUUUGGGUUCUAUGUAAUCCAUGGUGGUGAACACUUUGCAGUUCAUUUUGAUCACACUGUGUUGUUAUUCACUUGGUGGAGUUUAGCAUGUCCUGUGUAUCCUGUUUGUUCCAGUUCUGAUCUGUAUUAGUACCAGCUGCAUUAAGAUCAUAAGAUGUCUAAAAACAAACCAGCCCCUUCUCCCAAACUGAAGUCCAUGCAUGCUCAAUCAUCAGAAGCUUACUAAUUCACAAUGACAAGUUGACUCCCCGAUGCAUGUCUUAGGGUUCAGGAUCUGCAUCUGCUGAUAACAGCUUGCUGUGGGAACCCUUUCCUUCCAGAUUCCUUACAUGCAGCCACUUCAAGGGGUUAAUGUGUUUAGGACUCUGGCCAGCCAAGAGUUCAGUGCCAUAUUAUGUGAGACAGGCUGCUCUAAGAGGCUUUUGGGACUGAGCUCCACAAGAGCUCACCAAGCGGUUUAUGGGGAUUGGCACGGGCAGGAUGAGGUUGGUCAGGUAUGUUAGCCCUAUUAAGUGAACAGUUAUGUGUUUUCUUCUGUGAUCUUUCAGAAAUGCAGAGGGAGACCCCUCACAGUUGUUUUUCAGAAGCUGGCAUUGCUAUACUAACAGCAUCAUGCCAGUCCCUGAAUGGACAGUGUUCAUUCCAGGCUUGAUAGUGUCAGUGUGGGUGUGGAGCAAAGUGGAGAAAACUAAUCUAUUAUGACUCCAGUGAUCUCAGUCUCCACUUGAAAGAAACAGACUGAAAGUCAUUUUGGAUGAGAGAGAGAGAAAAGCACCGUGGUAACUUCAGUUAGGAAUAAUGUGCAAGAAUCUUUAAGCUAUGCCCUGCCUGGGGUUUUCAUCGGUUUGCAAUAUGACUAUGCUGCAGCUUAAAGUUCCUUCUAGGAGCUAUGUUUAUGUAAAAACUGAGUUGAGCUUGUAAUGGUUAAAACUGUAUUUAAUUCUUGUUUUAUAAAUGAAAACAAAAAAUGAAGAAAUACUUUAAGUAUAAUGUAAUUAUUUUAUAGGUCUACUAUUAAAUUAUAGAUUAAAUAAUAAAGCUACUCUAGGGUUAUAUGGCACCCAGAUGUACAGGCUUUGCUUCAACACCUUGUGUCCAGCUGCUUUUUAAUCAGUCUGUUUUCCAGUUUCCUUCUGACCAUAUGAGACACAGGUAAAUGGAUUGCCCUGACAGCUUGGGGAAGCCUAGCUACUUUACCCCUACACACUUUCCUGUUAAUUUACCUCUAAACUACCACUGCUUUUUGGUUAAUGACAAGAAGGCAACCAAAGUUUCACACCGGCUGAACUGCUGGCAUUUACAUUCAGAGAAGCAGCUAUCAUCAGUGAUUUUGCUUAAAAUGCAGGUAAAUCCUUACAUAAAAGUAACCAACCUACAUGUGGAAAUAAAUAUGUCUGUUAAGAUAUAGUGAGUUUGAACCCUGGCUAUCAGCUCUUGAAUGAGGUGCAGUGUACGCACCUCAAAGUGUACAGUAGUAUCUUUGUUACUGUUUUCCAACCCAAAGAAAAGAUUGUUGAAAACAACAAAAACACGAAGGAAAACUUCAGCUAGGAACGGGAUUUCUUACAGAGAGAAAUGAGCUUCCAUCAGAAGAGAUGUCUGUCAUGGAUAUUGAGAGAAACAGGAGUGCAUAGACUACAGUUAGCAAAGGGGGGGCUACCUUCAUUAUGGCACUGUAACUGACUUAAGUAGGAACCCACUCUCCUCAUCUCCCAGACUCUUGAUCAAAUUCUCUCACAAUUCAGAACCCUAAAGAUCACUGAGCCCAACUCCUGAUGAGGCAGAUGCCCCAUCUUGCAAAUGCCUCAGUCACUUGGUUCAAAAUGAGCUCAGGCAGACACAUCCUCCAGCAUCCUACUCUCAUUUUUGCCUGUCUCUUGGCCAGUGUUUUUACUUAGCUUGUAGCUUCACUGCACAGCACCCAGCUGAACUUCUGUCUGUGUUCCAGCUUGGUUGGCUCUCUCAGCCUCUUCCUGCCUUGAUGCUGAAGCAUACUAGAAGUUUGUGUGGUAAUUCAAUGAUCUCCCUCUUGUGAAAACAAUCCAGGAGCAGGUGAGUCACCCUGGGUAGAUGGAAGAGGCACUCAGACAGAUCCAAUCUCUCUUAAAUGCAACUGGUGUUGUGGGACAGGGAAGGGAGGGGAACAGCAAACGUUAAGUUCUAUUGCUGUGGCACUGCUGAUUCGGCAAGUCCCUGGUCUGUGAUGAGUGACACAUGAAGACUCUUGGUUUCUAAGAGCUUAAAUUUCAGCUGCAGCUGAAAAAAAAAAAAAAAUUAAAUUCAACAGAGACUUUUUAUCCUCAAAAAGACACCAUACUUUUGAGACAGUGAGCUUACCCUUAGAUGCCUUUACAGGUAGGUUGGAUGAAUGUUUAUCAAAGACAGAUCUGCCAUCAUCAAGGGAAUAGCCUGUAAAACCCAUUCUGUAAUGUGAAUCCUAUUUGAUUGAUGGGUAGUGACCUGAAGGAUGUUGGGCAUUGCUUUGUCUUUUUCUGAUCAUUUCAUAUUGUCUUCAGAAGAAUUCAGCUCUAUCAGUUUUCACUUACUCUGUCCAUAGUAGUUCAAAAUUGAUGUAUAUCAGUUACAUAAUUUAUAAGGGAGUUGGCAUAAACAGAGCCCUGCUUAUUAGCCUAGAAUAUGUAGCAAAAUAAUAGCAAUGCAAAGACUUACUAUAUCUUCUCUUGAUGAAAUUAAUAGCUGCUUUCAACUUUUAAGCUGAUCACUUAAAAACAUCAGACAAGGAAAGAUGACAACCUAUGGAAGAUGUGACUAGUCACAUUCCCAGUGCCACUGUUGGUUAAUACUUAACUGACUUUUGGAAGUUCUUUACACUGAUGAAAGUUGCUACAGGAAAGCCAACCACUGCUGUGUCAUAACAAUUGUGACUAAGUACUGUCCUUCUGAAAGGUUUAAUUUGCAAAGAACAACAACACAAAUCUUAGAUCAUCUUGAAAGGAGGAUCUUCUCAUACUCAGUAAGUUACAUCUGCUGCUUAGGUAUAGAAGUCCUUAUUGAGCUGCUGCAAUUUAAGCAACUAUGAGUGAUAUAUGAUGACAACAAAGGCUCAGCAAGUGUAGCAUAUUUGAUACUCAAGUAAAUGGAGAGAUAGACCUAAAGGGCCUUUCCACUUUCUAAAAGGAAACAAAAUAAUGUUAAGUCUUGAAUUCUGACAAAGUUCUGUAUGCCACUGAAAAAAGUAAUGGUGAGCCUUACAUUGGGAUUCCACUCAUGCUGUGGGUUAGGCUGGAUGGUGCUCUGAGCAACCUGAUGUAGCUGUAGGUGUCCCUGUUCAUUGCAGGAGAGUUGGACUAGAUGGCCUAUUGAAGUCCCUUCCAACUCAAAUGAGUAUAUGAUUACAAUAUACAUACAUAUAUAAGAGACAUAAUAUGCAAAGAAUAUUUUCGAACACAUUUUUGAAAUAAUAGCAAUUUAGUAAGCAUGUGACAUAGGCAGCAUUAAUAAGAACAGGUUACAGGUGCACUUCUAGUAAGAACAGUUAGACUCCUCACAGGUAUCAGAUCACCUCCACAGCAGUAAAGAGAUCUGUUUGAACCAGCUAAGACUAAUGCACUACCAGAGGCAUGCACAAGCACGAUAAGUGAGUGAUACACUCUGACUGGGUAAAGAAUGCCGAGGCUCCUCACUAUUCCCAUUUGGGAAGAGAUAUCACACAAGGAGGAGUUACUGGUACUGUGCAUCCAAAAGCCCCAUUUCCACUGAUCCCGUCACAUUAGUUUCCUGAUGAGAAGUGGCACUUAGUGUAUGGUUGCUAAAACUACAGCACAGCAUGAGAGUGAAGAGAGAAGGCAACUAUUUUGUUAUUAUUCCUUUUAUUUUCAUAUAAAUUAACAUUCUAAAAAAAAUUGAAAUAGAAACACUAAAUACAGUAUUGCACAUAGUGAUCUUUGUUAGAUGAUCUAUUAUUUCAUUUAGUAUAAUAUACAUACUGUAGGUACUGAAGGGAACAGGAAGGCUACAAAUGAAAACAUGCUACUGUAUUCUUGCACUUAGGAGCAAAGUUAAGAGGAAAAGACUACUGUUUACAUAAAUACAAACAUGGAUUUGAAUCAGUGCCAUUAAAAUAGCUUUAUUUUUUAAAGGUUUUUUUUUUUUU